Nelumbo nucifera (sacred lotus) is the source of this 2235-nucleotide messenger RNA. Its product is annotated as xylan glycosyltransferase MUCI21-like. The record is from RefSeq and is a predicted model, not a curated record. Gene Ontology annotation, molecular function: glycosyltransferase activity. Lineage: Eukaryota; Viridiplantae; Streptophyta; Magnoliopsida; Proteales; Nelumbonaceae.
UAAACCCUCUGGAGUUGGGCCUGUCCAAAUCUCAACUCUCAAACUGCUCCCGUCUCCGCUGGUUCACGCGUUUGACUGACUCUGUCCAACACGCUACAUCCUCCUCAACGCCAACCUUCUGAUUAAUACCUUCCUUUUAUCUUCUUUGGUUCCGUCUUCCUCUUGUUCUUCUCCGUGGGUGCAGGGUAGAGAGGACGGAGAAGAAGAGGCAGAAGUACCCCAGAAAUAACCCAAGCCUCUUCUUCAAGUAUAGAUAUAUAAACCCAUUUCUUCUUUCAAGUUGACGUCAAGUGCUUCAAUAGAACAGCUCAGAAAGCUAAGCAAAGGGGAAAGAGAGAGAGAGAGAGAGAGAGAGAGAGAGAUGGUCCAUUACCAGCGUUAUCAGCUGAGAAAAUGUGGAGGCGUUGGAGAAGAAGAUGAGGAGGCUCAAACCCUUGUUUUAGAGUUUGGGAGCUCUGGUUAUUACAAGAGAACAAAACCCAAGAUUCUUCCUCUGCUCUUCGUCUUCUCACUUGUUUCUUGCAGCUUACUCUUGGUACCUCAUCUUUUCAGCUGUUUCUCCACUAUUUCCCUCCUAUCAGGUACUUUUGAAGUUGAAAAUGAUAGAGUGGCGGUUGAUAGAGAAGCAGAUGCUCCCAUUUGUGAUUCUAUCUCUAAUGGGAGCAUUUGCUGUGACAGAAGUGGUUUUCGUUCGGAUAUCUGUUUCAUGAGAGGGGAUAUAAGGACUAAAUCUGCAUCUUCUUCAAUAUUCGUUUAUACCUCUGACACCGAUGAUGACUUUAUCAGUUAUUCAUUGGCCAAAGAAGGAGAGGGAGCAGAAGAAAAGGAAGAAGAGUUGCAACAUGAAAAGAUCAAACCCUAUACACGAAAAUGGGAGACAGGCGUCAUGGAUACCAUUGGUGAACUAGACCUUGUUGUGAAGAAAGACAAAUAUGGGAGGCGCCAUCAUUGCGAUGUCCAGCACUCUGUUCCAGCUAUCUUCUUGUCGACAGGAGGAUAUACAGGCAAUGUUUAUCACGAAUUCAACGAUGGACUUAUCCCUCUGUACAUCACUUCUCAGCACUUGAACAAGAAGGUUGUGUUUGUCAUGCUUGAAUACCAUAACUGGUAUAUGACCAAGUAUGGUGACAUCCUCUCCCGGCUCUCUGAUUAUCCCCCCAUAGAUUUUAGUGGAGACAAAAGAACCCAUUGCUUCCCUGAAGCGAUAGUUGGUCUCAGAAUCCACGAUGAACUCACAGUUGAUUCUUCCCAAAUGCAGGGGAGCAAGAGUAUAUUGGAUUUUCACAACCUCCUAGACCAGGCAUAUUGGCCUAGAAUAAGAGGAUUGAUUCAAGAUGAAGAAAGGGAAGCCCAAUUGAGAUUAAAAGAGAGAGUGUCUUUAUUCCCAUCAUCAUUAUCACCUGAAGCAGGGGAACAGAAGCAAGAAGAAAAAGAGAAGAAGCCGAAACUGGUUGUUAUAUCUCGGAAUGGAUCAAGAGCUAUAAUGAAUGAGGAUGCCAUGGUUAAACUGGCUGAGAAAAUUGGUUUUCAAGUUGAAGUCUUGAGGCCAGACCGGACGACAGAGUUGGCAAAGAUUUAUCGGGCUCUCAAUUCUAGUGAUGCCAUGAUUGGUGUUCAUGGCGCUGCCAUGACACAUUUCCUCUUUAUGAGGCCUUGUUCUGUCUUCAUCCAAGUGAUCCCGCUGGGUACUGACUGGGCUGCAGAGACUUACUAUGGUGAACCUGCAAUGAAGCUUGGCCUUAAGUAUGUUGGCUAUAAAAUUCUUCCACGAGAAAGCUCUUUGUAUGGGCAGUAUGACAGAGAUGAUCCUGUCCUGAGAGAUCCCAAGAGUGUGAACGCCAAGGGAUGGCAGUUCACAAAGAAGGUCUAUUUAGAUGGGCAGAAUGUGGAAUUGGACCUUAGACGAUUUGGCAAGCGAUUGUUUCGUGCCUAUGACUACAUCUCAAAGAAGAACCAGAGGGCAGUACAAUAAUCUUCAGAUCAUCCAUUUGCUAUUCAACUCUGGUUCUUUCUUCAUCCAUUUGUCAAUCCAUUAUUGGGGAACAGUGUUGUAUUACUUCACAGGAUCAACACAAGAAGAUAAUAGAGUUCAUGUAUGUAGAGAUUAGUUUGCUGUUUUCCUACUGUAUAGGCAGCAGCAAACUAAUCAUAUUUUUUGUAUUAAACCAAUGUGUAUGAAGCAAUUAUCCAAUUCUUUUAUACAUAAUAACAUAAAUUUUUUGGCCCUUCUGUAAA